Molecule: messenger RNA, 5583 nt
Organism: Stylonychia lemnae
Lineage: Eukaryota; Ciliophora; Spirotrichea; Sporadotrichida; Oxytrichidae
Source: the annotation of a GenBank genome assembly
AUGAUGGACAUUGGCUUUGAUCUUGAAACAGAUAAAAAUAGCUUCAUUUGGUACUUAAAAUAAAUUCUAAUUGCUGAAUUACCUACUAAUUGGUAACUUGAAACUGAUGAUUAAAAUCAAGAGCUCUAUUAUAACAUACUUACGAAGGAAGUGGUGGAAAAGCAUCCCAUGAUUCCUUAAUACAGAUAAAUUUUCAUGAGACUUCUACAGAUGAAGAAAUUGCGAAAUGUCUAUCAAAAGGAGGGUCUAAACGAUAUGAUUAUAAGUGCUGAAUAGAAAAAAGCAAUCUUGCUCAAAAGAUGGCAAGAAAAUAAAAUUAUUGAGGACUCCUACGAUGUGAAUCUAGUUGGCACCUCAUUAAAGCUAACAAAUGCAAGACUAAGUGACAAAGAAAAGAUCAUAGAGGAACUUUAGAAUAUAUACAGGUAAAAUAAGCUGUUCUAUGAUAAGCAAUUAACACUCGAGAUCCUAUCUGAUCUGAAGGAUUUUGAGUAUCAAGAGAAAGUAAAUGUUUAGCAUAUUAUUGAAAAUGCUCUUUAUUAUGGGGUUAAUAUAGGCAAAGAGCCUUAAUUAGCUUGGAUUGGUCAUUUGCCAAAUUUGCUAGAUCUACCUCCUAAUUGGCGAAAAGUUAUAGAUAAAGAUAGAAAUGAUGUUAAAUAUGUGAAUGUAAAAACAUUGGUAGAGAUGAUAAAUCAUCCAGCAGAUCUGUACAUUUACAAUUUAAUUGAGGAACUCAGAAAUUACUAUAAAAAUCAUUAAAGAGAAGCUGAAGAAAUAUAAUUAUUAGCUUCAACUGAUGGUUUAAUGAGGAGAUUUACUGCUAAUCUCUCAGCAGCUACGAAGCAAUAUCAAGAAUUUCUGGAUGAUUACAACAGAAAGCUUAAGAAACUUAAUCAAAAAUACAAGCCCAAGAAAUACUCAAAGAAAAAUUCCCCCAAUAGAAGUCCAAAUUCAUCAAUGACAGCUAAUGGCUAGACAGGCAUGCUUCUUAGAUAAGAAUUAAAAAAGCUCAAGGACUUCCCACCUGACGAGGAAGAUUUAGCUCCAAAAGUUUACACUCCUCAGCCUGAAAUUGAAGUAUAAGAAGAUGAAGUAGCUGACAUAUUCAAAAGAUAAGAACAAUAAUUGUUUGAAAUUGCAAGUUAAUGUAGCAUUGAAAUUGAAAAGGAAAUAUACCUGCUAUUUGCUCUUGAGAACAUCAUAAUCCAGCAAAGAUAUAGUUACUAUCAUGAAACUUGGUAAUUUAGAGUCUCAAGGGAUAAAAAAUCUGAAAAUAAAACUAAUAAAGUAUGGUGGCUUAAUUUGAAGAGCUCGGAGUCCUCUAAGUAGUAUCCGUUUUUGGAAGAGGCAAAGAAAAAAAUCGAAGAGUUUAAGACUGAGUUGUCAGGAUACAUUAAAAAGCAAGAAGGAUAGGUUAAGACGAAAGAAGAAAUCUCUCAGUUCUUUGUAGGGCCAAAAGGCGAUACAAUAUUACAGAAAGUUGUGGAAUAAAGAUUGAAAAUGACUGAGCAAAUCAUAAAUGCUAGACUGAAAAAAUAAGCUAUAAUUAAAGAUAUCAAUAUCAAGCAAAGCAAUAUGCAUAUUAUCCUUGAUACUUCAGACUCAGAAUUGAGUGAUGAUGCAGUCAGUAAGAUGAUCUUAAAAAGAAGAGGUUCUUUAAGCAGAAGAACGAGCAGAGCAGAGUUAGAAGAGGUGGCCGAGUUUGUAACAACUUACCUCAAUGGAAACUUUAACACAUAAGAGAUCAAGGAUCUAAUAUUCUAUUGUCCUUUUAAGCUUUAUAAAGACCUGCUUAAAGACAAGGUUUUACUUAUUCAAAGGAACUUUAGAAAUUCUAAUAUGGAAUUAAACGAAGAUAACACUGAAAGUUUAGCUAGCGUCAAAUCAAGUGAUUAUGACACAGAUCAUAUUAGUGAAUAACUAAGUUUGAUGAAGAAAUUUAAGAAUGAUACAAACCAAAGUCAUAACUCUGCCAAUAGCAAGGAUAGCCAAGGAAAAGUUAAAGGCUUUAAUCUGCAAGCCAUGAAAAUUGAAGAAGGAGUAAGUAAUUCAGAAACUCAUACACCUCAUGGAGGAAUCAAGCUGAAGAAAGCUUUUGAUAAGUUUUAAAAUGCAAUUGAUGUAGUUGAUGUCGAUGUGCCUGAUAACCAAUCAAAGAAUUUUGAUAGAGCAGAGUGGCCUGCAGGAAUGCUGCCAAGUAACUAUGUAUCUUCUCAAGGUUCAUUUAGACAGAAUAAUAAUAGUUCGGCAAACAGUGUAAAUAAAAGGUUAAGUGAAAGAAAUAGAAGGAGAAUGCUUGGUUCUAAAGAAAAAUUCAAUUCAUCAGAUGUCAGAUCUGGUUUGAAUGGCUAGGAAUCCUCUGACAAGAAAUUAGAGAGAGGAUCUUUAGGAGAUAAGAGUCAAUAUUUAACUGUAAAAUUGUUCAAAAGAUCAAAUACUAGAGAUAUUGAUUCAUUAGAUAGGGAGAAUUCAAGAAGGAUUAUCGAUUUCUCUACUAAUUCAAGAAAGGAAAGCAAUCAAAACAUUAUUAACAUCAAGGAAUAAGACAGUAUAGAUUAAUAAUCUUUAGAUUCCUUGAUCAAUAGACCUAAGCUAUCACCAAACUAUCAAAAUGAGGGAGAAAGCAAUAAUAGCCCAGCCUUGUCCUAGCAAAGCUUAAGUCCAGAUCAAAUUAUAAAGAACAUCUUGAAUGAUAGUAGAAUCCAAAAAGAGCUUGCCCUGCAAAAGCUGGAAAUGAUUAGGACUUAGAAACAAAAGAAUAAGCUGGAGACAGUGGGCAAGAUGUUUGCCAGUGAUGUACACAUAGUUUACAAUAAGUCCUAAUCUUUACUCUAAAAAGAAGUGCAUUAUAAGGUGCUUAAACAAAUUCAAGGAGUUGAUGCUAAGAAGUACAAAGAUGAUGAGAAGUAGAGAAUCUAAGAGAAAUAUAGUAAUCAGAGAGAGAAGUUACAAAGGGAAAUGAGAAUGAACUUUAUUACAAGUAAAGUAGCUGAGAUAAAAAAAUCUUAGGAAAACAGUUAGGACUCUGGCACAAACUCCUCGCAAGAUGACUACAAUGAUAAUAUGGAAGACUACUAAAAUUUGGACUAAUAUUUCAAGAUAAAAAACUUAUAGAAAAGAUUUGAAAAAUCACCAUCCAAUGAGAAUUCUAAUGCAUAGUCUAAUCAAUAAUUUAGGAAGUAGAGUACUAUAAAUCUUAAAAAUAUGGUUUACAUGAGAAAUGGACUAAGAAAUAAGAGAUCAAGCCAGAAAAUAGAUAUUAAAAAUCUACUUUAAAAAAGGAAAUCUAUCAUUGAAACCAAAACAAACUAACCUAAUUAAGGCAGGAAUAUUAUUGUCCUUAAGAAGACUAGAGACCUUCAGUCACCUAAAACUAUUCAAGGCCGAGAUCGAUCAAAUUAAAAAAGCAAUUCCAAGAUAAGAGGCAAUAAUCUCAGCAGUCCAAGAAAGUAGUCGAUAAUAUAGAUGCCUGAAACUGAAAUCCCUGAGUAACUAAGAACUAAGACAACAUAGCAGUCAAGAUCUAGAUCAAAGUCACCAGAGAAAAAUAAUCAUGACAUAAUUGACUACAUUCAAACAGUUAGGUCUGAUUAGGUUUAGAUCAGCACAAUGAAAGAAGAUUCAGUUACUCCAUUCUAAGAUCCGAAAUAUGAAGUAACCCCAAGGAAUUAAAAGGUUGAUGAAGGAUCAAUGGAAGGCUAAGAAGAAGAGAGGACCUCUAGACAACAUGAAAUAGUUAAAAGAACCUAGAUCUCUCCAGCUAAAAGAGUGACUUAACAAAUGUAAAACAAAAACUUAAAGACUCCAGUCUCUAUUAAAUUCACAAGCACUAGACAUCUAUUCUCUCGAGAGAGUGGAUUAGACACUAAGAGGUCAACUGCAGCUCUGACCUUUAGAAAUAGUUCUUAGGCUUAGCAAUUUGAUACUUAGACUAUUAAGGAUUAGUGUCAUAAAUUCUUUGAACACUCCUUUGAUAAUACUUAGGAUUUAAGAAAGAUUUAGGGCUUUAAUUAAGAAUUUAGUAGAAUAAGAGCUCAAAGUGGGUAUUUAACUUAAAGAACUACAGCCAGACCAAGCACUGAUAUUGGCUAAGCAAGAGCUAAACUUAUCAACAUGAAAUCAUCAAUGAGUAAUAGAAAGAAGAAUUACUACAAUUAUUAUAAGGAGAUCCUUGGCGACCCAUCGACCACAGAAUUAGCCAAUCUUAAUUUCUAAGAAACAAUUAGUGGUGUUGAUCCAAUACACGUAUUCUAAAUGGGCCUUAGACUAGGAAUAAUAGACUAGAUUCCUCCUAAGACUUUCAAAUGCCGAGAUAAUAUAAACUCAAAAAGCAAUCCUGAUUUACUUUGGAUUGCAUAAUAAGCCUUAAUAAUUAAAACUCCACCAGAAAGUUUUCCUCAAAGCUUUUACUUAGGUACAUUUGAUGUCUAUCAUUCUUUGUCAACUCUAAACGUUGGCUUGCAUCCAGGGGAUACUUUCUUUAGAGAACUAGUAGAAAACAUUCAGAAAAGAGUAGACUACUCAAAGUUUCCUUCGAGUUAAGUAAUUCAAUGUUCUUGGCUCUUCUUUAAAGACCAUUAUUUUCAAUCAAUAGACGAGGUAGCAUCUGAAUAAUCUGCAGUAAAUAAAGGGUACUACUUUAAUAUGAUAACUUAAAAGUAGAAUUCUGGAGACUAAAUACCAAGAGGGAUAGAUUUUGAAAGACCUAGAACUUCAAUAUAAGUGAAUAAUACUAUUUCAUUAAGAAGAGUAAAAAGUGGAUUCCUGACGUAAAGAGGUACCAUUAGAAAUCUUAAGAAUAUGGGAUAGAAGUCUUACAUAUCACCUUCUAAAGAUAGCCCAAACAGAUAAGCUCUAACUGAUAGGGGCACAAGAAAAAGUUCAAUUAAAUCAAAAUAUCUACAGAAUAUUAAAUCGAAGAUUGAAGGAGCUAAUAAAUACUUUCAAGAACUGAAAAUCAAGCAUCAAAACUUUAAAGACACUUUGCCUUCAUAUGCACCUCUGAGUAGUAACCAAUUUCAAAUUUAGAGAAAAAUGAGUUAAGAAUUCACAAAGAAGCCAAAAGAGGAGCCCCCUGAGCAUUAAGUGAAGAUGAAUAAUGAGAUCAUCGCUUAAAAAUUGAGCUCUUUUAAUAACCAUAAUGAAUCACAAAACGAAUCUUCAUUCCAUAUGAAGACACUAAUUAAAAUGCCUAAGCAGUAUGUUUAUAAAUCUAACUUGACACCGUUUUAGCGCAAUCUGAUAUUGAAGCAAUAGUUGUAGAUUCAAAACCAAAAGUAACCUUAGUAGUUUGAUAAGAUUCCUGAAUUGAGGAUUGAAGAAAUUAACCUACAUCUAAAGGAAGAUCGACUCUGUAUGUUUGACUUAAAAUACACUGACAGAAAUUCCUCUUCAAAAAAUUCACCUGCUCGCAGUCUAAAGAGUUAGAGCUAACAGUAAUAAUAAACCUAAUCUGCUCGAAGAUCAGUAUGCAAACAGUAUAUCAGUAAAAAUACAAACCACCAAAAGAAGAUAAGUGAAUUCUCAUUGCAAUCAAGAAAUAGUGAUUUUUAAUGCUAAACACCAAUUGAUGAUUUUGAAUGA